This is a messenger RNA of Ochlerotatus camptorhynchus, 648 nucleotides long. Its product is annotated as sex-determining region Y protein-like. The coding region runs from base 53 to 610 and encodes 185 amino acids. The record is from RefSeq and is a predicted model, not a curated record. Gene Ontology annotation, cellular component: extracellular matrix. The transcript has 2 exons. NCBI's taxonomy places the organism in Eukaryota, Metazoa, Arthropoda, Insecta, Diptera, Culicidae.
GUGGCUCGCUUUUCAUCAGUUCAAAUAAACCUCUCAGUUUUAGGGAUCAAAAAUGGGUUUCAAGGUCUUUGGACUGCUAGCAUUAGCCUCCGUUGUGAGUGCUCAGAGUGGAAUUGGUUACUACGGUCACCAUCUGCAGAAACAGCAUCAUAACGCUGAGGUUCAUCACCAACCAGAAGAGCACCAUGUAGAAGAGCAACUAUAUCAGCAACCCCAAGUACAGCAUCACUAUCAACCACAAAUUCAGGUUCAUCAUCAGCCACAGGUGCACUACCAGCCUCAGCAACAACAGCAGCAUCAUCACGAGGAAGAACACCACGCCCCGGCUCACUACCAGUAUCAUUAUGGCGUUCAUGAUGAGCACACCGGAGACGUUCAUGGUCAGCAGGAAUCUCGGGAGGGGGACAAAACUGAGGGACAGUACUACCUGAUCGACGCCGAUGGCCAUAAGCGCACUGUGACCUACCACGUUCAUGGCAAGAGUGGAUUCAUUGCUCAGGUGCAACGUGAGCCGGUUAAGGGCUACCAAGCUCCACAUCAUCAGCAACAGCAAUACACUGAGCAGCAUCAUCAUCAACAUCAGCAACAACAAUAUGCAUAUCACCAUUAGAAAAGUUCAGUUGCGUGGGGUAGUUUAGAUUAAGUAAA